AACAAGAAAUUCGGCGAGUGCAUAACUCCAAUCCGUUACAACUUCAUUCACAUGUACUGUUUCAAUUUUUUGUUCGUUUUGUGCUUUUCCUGGCCAAUCCUUCAGUAAUUUUUAUCAUAUAAUUAUAGUGAAUUUUUUGCAAGAUGUUUUCCCUUACAGUGUUGAGCAAACAUGCAAGUGUUGGAUGUGUGGGUGGAUGAUUGUGAAUUCAGUUAUUUGGGUUCAUUUUUACCCAACUUGUAUUUUGAUUCUAAAAUCAUUAUCAACAGUAGGCCACUCGGCUGUACAUGUUCAUGGCGUUGUAACGGAUUGGAGUUAUGCACUCGCCGAAUUUCUUGUUUCUUCGCUUUUUCGUGCUUUUCUUUUCCUGGCAAUCCUAGCAACGUUCACAUUGCAAAUGUUUUUUUAGUUUGAUUCCCUUUCUUUUUCAGUACAGCAGUAUUUUUAUACUCUUCAAUAAUGAAAUGUGAAAUGCCUAAGAGGAAUGUCAAGAAGCAAGAGAAGUUCAAGAAGAGAAGAGAAGACAGGCCAUGCAGACUGGAAUAUAUGAACACAUAAUUCUUAUUACAGUGUUCAUUUAUCUAUGCAUGCUAAAUACUGGAGUGUAUACUUCAAAGUGCAAAAGCAUUGGAGGCCUAUGGUAGAUCUAGCCAGUAGCAUACCUGAGUUGAGAAUGGAGAGAAGUUGGAGAAAAGGACUAGGGACUGUUUGUGUACCAAUCAAUGUCACAGCCGGUUAACCAGCCACGCCCAUCUCAUAAGUUGCCAUGUGCGUUGCUGUGGCAGUCAUUUAAAGAUGGCGGAAUUGCGUAGGUAAGAAAAGUGGAGCCUGAGAGGUCAUCUGCCUCUUGGAAGCGAACGCAAUUCUGAGAAAAACGCCCAUGGUCCGGAUUCUAGUCGACUAGAGGCUGUAUCUAGAAUCUUCUGAACAUGUCUGUACAAGGAGGAAAUGCUUUCCAAGAAAGUUACUUACUUACUUACUUACUUACUAACUUACUUACUUACUUAGUCAGUCAGACGAAACGCGGUGAAAUAUGAAAAUAGUGCAAUUUUUCAAAUAUCAAUAGUAAUGCAUGAGAAUAUUCAUUGACUAUAAUUUCACACAUUUAGACAGAUAAAAGGCUAACUAAGCUAUCUGUCAACUCAGUUUCUUGCUGUGGCCCUUCCCUGCAGAAAUAGAGCAGUCUAAACACGAGUCAAAAUUUGUGCAAUAAUUGAAAACACACACAACUGCACUGUCAAUCCUAUGUACAACCUACUGGUUGUACUAAUCACCAAAGGCUUGAAGAUGACCUAAAGGCAAUCAGUGAUUUUUUUUUAACAUUAAGAGAAUCAUCACUACUUUUAGAGCAUUAUCAAGUAUAAACAGAGCAGGGUAUUUACUGUUAAAUAUAUUAUCGGUGGCUUUAUUUACCUGUAUUAAAAAUCUAAAUAACCCUCACUCUGUGCCUCUAACAACAAACGUGCUUCGGCACCAUUAUGCUGUAAAAAAUCAGCACUUGCCUUUUCUAUAUAAUCUGACACCAUGCAUUAUGUAUGGAUUGCGCUAAACUUUUUUGCUUUAAUAUAAUUAUCCUAAUAAUCCUGGUCUGCAUUUGCAAAAAAGUGGAUUCAUCAUGAAAGUAAAAUGGGAGUGUGAUACAUAAUUAUACUAUCUAACUCAGUUAAUUUAUCGAGAAAUUGUUUUCUAUAUGCUACCUUUCAUGUCCACCCCCUUUUGAUGGUUUACCUGCUUAAACCCCAAUAUAUAUAACCAUUUCCUAGCUGUUUCUCGAGUUAUAAUACAUUCAUGUUCAUUUUCGAUCCACACACGAAACAUUUCUACUGUUAAAUUAGGUACACCUAACAAAUUUCCUUGCACUGACACAGAAUUCCUCAUUUUUAAUCAAGCUGUACGGCUUUUUGAUACUCUUACCCCGACUAGAUGCCAGAAUGGUCUCAAUUAAUGCCAUCGUCAUCAAUUACAGAUGGAUCUACAUUAACUAGUGAAAGAUAAUAAUGAGCUGCCCACCUGCGUACCGUUUCGUUUCAGCAUUAACACCACUUAUGUCAGCUGCCCUUUUAGACGCAUCAACUAUACCGUCCCCCCACAUCUUUACUGCUAUACUAAUGAAAGCACCAUAGGUGCUGAUGCCUCGGUGGAGGUGCCAAAGCUACAUAACAUAAAACUACUAAUAGCUAGCUUUUAUACACACAUUGAUUAUAAUUAUCAUGAUGAAUUUUGCUGCAUGCAAUCAACCGAAUAGUGGGUAAUGAUCAACCAUGAUUGUUGUUAAAAACGAUCGAUGCCAAAAGUUCAAGUCUAAAAUUACUGAAUGGCUGCAAGUCAGCAGAGCUAGAGAGCCUUGCAGCUCUCUGCUCACUCUUGCAGCUACCAAUAGCUAGCGUUCUAGUGCAGAGCUAACUACUAAGUAGAGUAGUAACACUUGGUGAACAAGUUUUGCUACAGACUCUUCUGAAAAGGCUGCAAUAGCAUUCCAAGUAAGCAAAACUAGGCAUAACUCGAGAACGAAGCAUUAUUUUGCAAAUCCACGAAUUAAAAUCCAAGUAAACAUGACUAGAAGCCUAUAGAAACUCUUACUUGCACUUGAUUCAUCCUUGAGCAGCUGUAGCGGUCUACACACACACACACACACACAGACACACAAACACACUACCGUAUACCUCGCUUGCGCAUGCGCACCGAGGCAUAAAAACCUUGAGGGCAGUUGCCUUGUGAAGCUCAGGGCUUAUGUUACGCUCAACGUAGUCCUCAAUACUAUCGCUGCCCUGGUCAAAAACGUCUGGGCACUGCUUGAGCAUUUUCUGAAGGGUAGGCUGGCUAUGUCCAUGUGUAUCUAUUAUUACAACCAAAAAUGCUGUCCCCUCUUGGUCGCUUGACAUCAGAGGUCUCAGGUUAUCUUCGGCCUGUCUCUUACUCUCCCUUGGUUGGGUUAAUGGGAUCUGAUUAGAUAUGUCCCCUAGAAUACUAGCGAUCCCUCUCCUUCGCCGGAGUACUGGUGAGAAAGUUGCGAAUGAGCAACAACAACGUACCCCUCUGCCUGUUCAACCUCGCCAAGCUAUCAUGGACGAGAAGAAGACCAAGAAACGUUUGGCUGAAAAUGGAAGAAAUUAUCUGGUAAGCUAUAUAGUGAAUUGGCCGACACUGUGGAGGGGCCAUGGUGCACGUGGAAACAAAAGUGUUUACGUAAGUAUUGAAGUUUAUAGUGUCGCCAUAAUUUCCUCUGCAAAGAUGGAAAAAGUGAUGUUGUCCUAUACAAAAUAACCAAAGAUGAAUGCCUAAUAGUUAUGUGUUAUUCCCCGACAUUAUAAAAGACAAAUAAUAUUAUACUCAUUGCCCCGGUAACAAUCAAUCAGCAGAAGAAGUAGCUAGCUAGUAUAGUUUUAGUUGAGGACUGUUCAAUGUACGUUAUCUGUCAUGCGAUUUUCUCAGCGCAAGUUCAUUAAAACAAGAAUUUAAGAAUUUAAAAUUAAGGAAUUAUAAAGCCUGCCUUAAAACGAAAAUGGCACUCUUUCUAUAGUUAUUGAGGAGCCGCUUGCAACUGUACGAGGAAAUGUAAAGUAUGCAAACUUGAACGGCAGAUAAAGCGUGCCGUCUAUAUACUUGAUCAAAACAUAAUGCGUGUGGUCUGCCAAAAUAACUAAAACUUAUAUCAGCAUGAUGGUAAAACGUUUUUGGCCUAUUGCACUAGUACAGUUCGGAUCGCAGUGCUCAUCUUUCUCUCAGCUCAAGACUAGCUAGUUUGUACACGCUAUAUAAAUUCAAGCUAGUAUCAUUUCACACUCCUCCUGAGGGAGCAUCAUUCUCAAGUUUGGAACGCCCCCCGCCAUAAUCUCUCAUUUUCGGUCAAUUAGGUUAGCUUAUAUUAGGAAUUAAAUAGGGUGUUCCCAACAUUGCCCGCUGAGGGGAAGCUUCGACCAAGAUAACCCACCUCCCUACUACACUGAGCCAAAACAGACGUUAAAGAUCCACUAUGUAUUGCUAAAUACCCCCCACCCCGCUCCUGGUGAGGGCACCCGCCUUAGACACAUGGUUAUACAAUUUUAAAUGUGGAGGAAGUACACGGUUCCCAUUAUUACUGUUUGAAGUGGCUUGCCCCAGCCUGCGAUCUAGUUGCAAUAUCCUAUGGUCUUAGGUGUAGACAUGUCGUUACCUUACUUAUUUUGCUACCUAGAACUCAUGGAAUGGAAAAAGACAAAGGUUCCUGAUACAAUUGUUUCUGAAUUGGACCCAGUGGUGAUCAUCAGUUUCACAUCCUCCGAAACUGUUCACGACUGUUUAGGACCCUCAAUUGCAGUGGCACCGACCGAAGAGGCACUUGAAUUACCACGUCAAGGUGCAACUGCUGCACUAAGUUUGGCCGCCGCCUCACUUUGGGUCAAUCUAGCGGCAAAAAAGGCUAUUGGCAGUGAGGCCUAUGAGAAGUGCCGGGGUAAAGAUGAGCAUGAUACCCCCAUCUCACCGGGGUUAUAUCUGGCUGGGUUAAAUUGUUCUCAACUUCAUAAUAUAACCGGCUAUUUCAACAGAUAUGCCAUGUGGAAAGUGAAAUGCCAAGAAGCCAACAAAUCAUUGGGAUCUGUAUGUGUCGUCACGGGCGCUGAGACAAAAAUGAAGAUAACAAAAGUAGCUGUAGGACCAUUUGUGAACAUUCUUGAAUUGUGAACAUUCUUGGAUAGUUUGUUUAGGAAGGUUUAAUAGGAAGAAAUGUCUAAUAGAAAAAAUGUUUAAUUCAUCCGUCCAUGGUCAAAUGUUAAGUAGGGGGCGUACACAUGCAUGGUGCAAUCCUCUCAGUCCAUCUAAUUGGUUCAUUAGGUGUUGAUCAUGGCGUGGGGGCGUGUCAAUACCCUAAGUACAUUGUACCAUACUUAUUGGAUUUUGUUAAAAAUAAUCGCACCAGAGGUUUCUUUUGAGGUUGAAAAAUUAUGUUGAAGUCCAGUAUCGCAUCUACCAUAGAUUGAAAAGGAAGGAGAUUGGAAACGAAAAUUUUUGCGUGAAACACUCCGCGUUAUAGAAUGUACUGUACACAACUCCCAAGCCCCCUAACACACAC
This is a messenger RNA of Halichondria panicea, 5050 nucleotides long. RefSeq lists its product as uncharacterized. The transcript has 4 exons. NCBI's taxonomy places the organism in Eukaryota, Metazoa, Porifera, Demospongiae, Suberitida, Halichondriidae. The record is from RefSeq and is a predicted model, not a curated record. The coding region runs from base 4126 to 4662 and encodes 178 amino acids.